AUGGUGUUUGGCGUCUACACGGGCCUGAACGGUGCCGACAAACCGCUUGAUCAGCUCACUCAGGAAGAGCAGGCCGAGUUGGGAGCCAGAAAGAUGAUCGAGUUCAUGCAAUCGUGCCCUGGUAAGACCAUCAUGGCCGGUGGUUCUGGUUUCGCUCUUGGUGGUUUCUUUGGUUUAUUCAUGGCCUCCAUGGCUUACGAUACGCCUGGUGGUGUUCAUAUCAACGACUUGCCGUUUAAACAACAGAUGAAGAUCCAGUUUAGUGAUAUGGCCAAGAGAUCGUGGAGCAGUGCUAAGAACUUUGGUUACCUUGGUAUGAUCUAUAGUGGUGUCGAGUGUUCCAUCGAGAGUUUGCGUGCCAAACACGAUAUCUACAAUGGUGUUGCUGCUGGUUGCAUCACCGGUGCUGGUCUUUCCAUAAAAGCUGGUCCUCAGGCUGCAUUCAUUGGCUGCGCUGGUUUUGCUGCCUUUUCCACGGCCAUCGAGCUCUAUCUUGCCUCCGAUAGUGCCGCUCCUCCAAGCAACGACUACGACGACUAA
Molecule: messenger RNA, 540 nt
Organism: Candidozyma haemuli
Lineage: Eukaryota; Fungi; Ascomycota; Pichiomycetes; Serinales; Metschnikowiaceae
Gene: TIM22
Product: translocation channel protein
Exons: 1
Coding region: 1-540 (179 amino acids)
Biological process (GO): protein insertion into mitochondrial inner membrane
Cellular component (GO): TIM22 mitochondrial import inner membrane insertion complex
Molecular function (GO): transmembrane protein transporter activity
Source: RefSeq, a predicted model, not a curated record